AUGUUCACCAACGGACCCGACCUGCUACAACACUUGAAAGCCGAGCAUUUCUCCAACAUCCUACGUGUGCCCAAGCGCGAUUGGGAUCUAUAUAUGCGCGCAUGUGAGGGCAGAAGCGGUGCUACUGAUAGCAUAGCAGUGCCUUCGCGGUUUCCGUCGUCUUCUGUCGGCGAUGUACAGUCGCAGAGCCAGAUGGGAGACCAUGUUGAACGCGCUGCGUCCUCUAGCUUGAGGUCAUCACCAGCACGCGAACCUGUGCUGACCGACAACUCUCCUUCGCGCGUGUGUUCACCAUCUCGCAACACGUCCUCCAGCCCCUUCCGACCCUCCACGCGACCCUCACAUAUCCACGGCUUGCGGUCCCCCGCAAGGCCCUUCACGCCCAUCCGCCAUCACAGCUCUUUCACCGACUUCGCCGCACGGUCUUCGCCCAUCCGCCAUCACAGCUCUUUCACCAACUUCGCCGCACAGUCCUCGCCCAUCUCCACGCCGCUCGCCUCACCGCUCCCGUCCUCCCCCGCACUCAGCAACCUCGUCGCAGACGCGAUUACCUCCGCAGGCACCAUCAACUCCACGCCCUCGAGGGCCGCGUUGCCGCGGGGGAAGCGCUUCUCGCCCUAUCCCGUCUCCCCGCCCCUGUCCCCGCCCCUCCCGCGGCGUGCGAUGGCAUCGCCGGAGAAGUCUAAGCGUGGGACUCCUGGGUCGCAGAGACCGAGAGCGAGCGUGAGUCCGGGGGGUCAGAGCUCGGGCAGCUCGUCCGUCGAUGUGGAGUCGCAGCUCACGCAGUAUAUUGAUAUGUCGCCGUCGCCGCGACGGUAUGUGAAGCAGGCAGGGUCGCCUAUACCAGAUUUGUACCCUCAGCUACGUACGGAGGCGCACUAUCAAAGUCCUGGCAUCUCAGACAAGUUGCAGAUAAAGUCAUAUGAAGCGGACAGCACAGUACGAGCUUUCAGCUCAGGAACUCUGAUCAUCUAUCCCAAUAAGAUGGAGGAUGUGGAUGUGGAUCAGCCGGACGCAUAG
Messenger RNA from Laetiporus sulphureus 93-53, 1020 nucleotides. RefSeq lists its product as uncharacterized. The transcript is spliced from 3 exons. The record is from RefSeq and is a predicted model, not a curated record. NCBI's taxonomy places the organism in Eukaryota, Fungi, Basidiomycota, Agaricomycetes, Polyporales, Laetiporaceae. The coding region runs from base 1 to 1020 and encodes 339 amino acids.